AUGGACACUACGCUGAAGGAAGAACAUAAAUUAUUAGUGGUGGAUCGGAAGAUAUUUCGAAAGAUUUUGGGAACAAUCAAAGGAGAAUUUGGGAACUGGAGGGCCAAAUUCAAUAGAGAGAUAGAAGAACUAGUGUCUGCAACCUACGGGUCAUCGUCCAGCGGGUCGUCCAAGAUCUCGCUGGAAGAUGAAGUCGCCAAAGACCUAAAGAAGUUGGUCCGAAUGGUUGGAAUUGGCACAGACCGACAGAAAUGGCGUAUUUUGGUCUCAGAGGCCAAGUUCCACUUCGGGUCGCUGAACCAGCGAAGAGACGUACACCAAUCGGCAGGACGUAUCAAUCGUGGGACGCCCACAUUUAAAUCUCCAGCAGUGGGGAUAGCCAGGGAUUUUGGGAAAAGAACGCCGGAACAAGUUGAAGAACAAGAACAAAUAGGCUACGAGGCGCCGUUUCGCAGGGAGUUCAAUCCUAGAAGCAAAUUAUUGGUGGCACAGAAUUUUGGCAAAAGAAGCGACGACGAAGAGUGUAUAAGAAAACGGAGGGGGACGUUCAAACCCAAUUCAAAUAUUCUUAUCGCCCGGGGGUACGGGAAAAGGGCAGACUCCGAUGAAGUGCUCGGCAUGGACAACUUCUGGGAGACCCUGGAAUCUUCGCCAGAGGGUCUGAAUGGCGAGAAGACUCUUGAAAGCAUUCCCGUGGACUGGUUUGUGAAUGAGAUGCUGAACAACCCCGACUUCGCGCGGUCAGUGGUCCGCAAGUUCGUCGAUCUGAAUCAGGAUGGCUUGCUGUCAGCGGAGGAACUUCUAAGGAACGUGGUCUAAACUCAGUUCAUAUAAAUUUUACUACUCAAGUACCUAUAGUUUACGAUCAGUUAGUACCUAUACUUUAACAUUAAUCGCUUAAUUUAAACAAUUUAUGUUUACUUAGCGUUAUGGUACUGUGAUAUAAAAAAAGAACUCGAAAAUGAAAAAAAAAACAAAG
Messenger RNA from Hyposmocoma kahamanoa, 979 nucleotides. RefSeq lists its product as uncharacterized. The transcript has 8 exons. NCBI's taxonomy places the organism in Eukaryota, Metazoa, Arthropoda, Insecta, Lepidoptera, Cosmopterigidae. The record is from RefSeq and is a predicted model, not a curated record. Bases 1 to 819 code for a protein of 272 amino acids.